Molecule: messenger RNA, 804 nt
Organism: Saccharomycopsis crataegensis
Lineage: Eukaryota; Fungi; Ascomycota; Saccharomycetes; Ascoideales; Saccharomycopsidaceae
Exons: 2
Coding region: 1-804 (267 amino acids)
Source: RefSeq, a predicted model, not a curated record
AUGGAACAAUCAAUAUAUUCCUCACCGAGUCAUCAAUAUCACAUUCCACUUCAUCAGCACUAUCCACCUUGUGAUCAAGGUGCCUCAUAUAUGAUGAUGAUUUCCCCAGAAAAACACUCCCCGUUUACAUCUCCUGCUCGCCCGAACUAUAUUAUCAAUAACCCUUCAGUAAGAUCAAAGACUCCAUAUCAAGCUACCCAGUCUAAUCAGUUGAAUAACUACAUGAGAUUUGGAAUUCCAAUGUCUGAUACGCGAACUCAUUUUAGGUCCACUGGGGCGGCCUACGAAGAAAAACUCACAAAUAAUAGUGGCCUAGUUUACAGUGAAUAUGUUGGCACCAGCUGUGUUGAGCAAAAUACUGAGAAGCGUGUAUUUCCAGAUGCUUUUAAUCCUAGACAAGAUCCAAACAUGUCACACAAGGAGAAGGUACCUAUAUGGAUUGAUAAUAUCCCUCUGAUAAUCAAUGACAAUAAUUGGACAAGUAGCUGCUAUCCUGCAAUUUUAGAGGAUGAUAUCGAUGAUAUCGACUGUCCUUUGGCACCCACUUCCGAAGAGAUAUCAGAAGCUCAAGCGAGAAGAGUGACACUUCUUAGUAUUAAAGUGUAUUUAGAAGAAACAAAUGAAAGAAUAAUAACCCCAGAUCUACAGGAAAAAGCAAAAAAAAUUUUAAGUGAAUCAGGAAAUUUCCAACAGUAUGAUGAUUCAAUGAAUGAUCAGCUCACUUUUGCUGAUGACUAUAACAUCGAGAACAAACUGACAAGAAUUCAAUCCACUCCAAGAAAAAGAAAAUCAAGAAAGCGCUGA